CUGGAAUCAAUUGGCUUCGAUACACAACUUAUUAAAUCAUCAACAACUUAAAAUAAAUUUCACGCCAGGAAAAGAAACAAACUCUAGCGAUGGUCCAAGUAAUUAAAAAAGAGGAAAACGUUCCCAUCCUCAACUACAAACUGAAACUCAUAUAUUUCGUCAUUAUCGUAACUGCGAUGGUAGUCAUUUACAUGCUCACGUUUGGAGAACGAGGAACAUCAUACCAAGAAGGUCAAAUCCACACAGAUAACAGAAUGAACUCUAAAUCUGUAGAAGUGGAGACAUUUUCAGAGGUGACCGAGGAGGGGACUGAACAAUCAGAUUUAGACAUGACUGCUUCACUUGGCUCAAUAUUUCCCACUUCUUCAGCGAAUGUAUACAGUACAAAUUCGUUGCCCCAGCAAAUUGACGGCGGUCAGCAACCUGUAAUACAAGAUCCACAACUAAGUCAAGUUCAACAACCUGAGCAAAGUGUAAUCCAGCAACCGGAUCAAACUUUAGUACAACAACCCGUACAGCCUCAACAGAGUGACAUUCCACAGCCUGUUCCUCAACAACCUCUGGAGAAUCAACCACAACCAGUAAUCCCACAAGUCCCCCAAACUCCGCUUCAACCAGUAGGACAGUGUCCAGCUCUUGACAUGGGUGGAAUACACGACAGGAUUACAAAGAGUUGCGAGGUGGACCGGUUUAAGAACAACUGGGUUGAACUGGUGGCUAUGUACGAUAUCGCUCCUCAUCACCUUCUUUACGAUGUGGAUAGGAACUACGUCUGGGUGACGGUCCCCAAAAUAGCGAGCUCCAACAUAAAACGGGUAAUCAUCAAAGAGAAGUUUGGCUACGAAGAGGGAAGCGAAGAAAUGGAACACGCACUAUUCGCACCCCACGUAACCCUAGCCAAGUGCUGCCUCCUUACUGCUGAAGUAGCUAGAGAAUUUUAUUCCUUACAACGAGCCUUCACUUUCGCUUUCAUCAGGAACCCCUGGACACGACUUUACUCCGCGUACAAAGACAAAAUAGUUAAAUUCAAAGGGUUCGACGACUACUACUACAUCAAGAAGAUCCUGUUCACAGUGCGAGACUGGACCUGGGAAGAAGUAAAGAAUGAACCAGCUGUUAGGGAGGCAGCCGGAACAAUUACCUUCACUGAUUUUCUUACAAUGUUAGCCACGACUGACGCCGAGAACUUUAACGACCAUUGGAAACCCUGGUUCUUGUUGACCCAGCCCUGCAUGAUAAAAUAUGAUUAUAUCGGGUACCUGGAGGACAUUGGCACUGCGUAUCAGGUUGUUAAAAAUAAAGUGUUCAGUGAUCUGGAUAUUGAUCUGGGAGAGAGAUAUGCAGGAUCCUCAGGGAGUGCCGGUACUAUUGAGGCGUAUAAAGUCGUGCCUAAACACGUGCUAGAUGCUAUCGUGGCCAAGUUUGAGGAUGACUUUAAUAUUGGAGGUUACAGUACGGAUAUAAACUGUAUUGACCAACUACAUGGAUAGAUGGGAUACAAAAAUACUGAAUUCACUAAUCAUUCAUUUUAUGUAUGUAUUUAUAAACGAUAAAUUGGCAGCAA
This is a messenger RNA of Bolinopsis microptera, 1564 nucleotides long. RefSeq lists its product as uncharacterized. Gene Ontology annotation, molecular function: sulfotransferase activity. The coding region runs from base 90 to 1490 and encodes 466 amino acids. NCBI's taxonomy places the organism in Eukaryota, Metazoa, Ctenophora, Tentaculata, Lobata, Bolinopsidae. Gene Ontology annotation, cellular component: membrane. The record is from RefSeq and is a predicted model, not a curated record. The transcript is spliced from 2 exons. Gene Ontology annotation, biological process: carbohydrate biosynthetic process.